AUGGUGAGGUCCGCGACCGGUCGUGAACUCACGGACGACGAACGAACGGCAUUGUACCAUCGUCUUCUACAGCUCAAGAAGAACGGCCGCGUCAGUUCCGGGGACAUUAAGGAGCUCAUGCGCACGUUCCAUGUCUCGCAACAAACCAUAUCCCACAUUUUGCUCCGAGGAUGCCAGACGGCUGCUGAGACGGGAUGCGCCAAGGUUGCGUCAAGGAAGAAAGGUCGCUGUGUAAGUACGAUGGUGACAGCGUACGAGACGUCGUCACAAGUGUGCCGUCGUACCGACGAUCAAACUUCCGUUCAUUGGCUGCUGCAACCGGGGGAUACCCAAGACUUCGCUGUGGAAUCUCAUGCAGGCCAACAAGCUUCGCCGCCGUACGAGCCGUGUGAAGCCCAUGUUGUCCGUCAAGCAAAACUCCGAUCGCUUCAAAUUCGUUAA
Messenger RNA from Aphanomyces astaci, 441 nucleotides. RefSeq lists its product as hypothetical. The coding region runs from base 1 to 441 and encodes 146 amino acids. The record is from RefSeq and is a predicted model, not a curated record. The transcript has a single exon. NCBI's taxonomy places the organism in Eukaryota, Oomycota, Saprolegniomycetes, Saprolegniales, Verrucalvaceae.